Messenger RNA from Rhinichthys klamathensis goyatoka, 3605 nucleotides. It is a transcript of the gene esco1, whose product is annotated as establishment of sister chromatid cohesion N-acetyltransferase 1. The transcript is spliced from 10 exons. Gene Ontology annotation, biological process: mitotic sister chromatid cohesion. The coding region runs from base 92 to 2791 and encodes 899 amino acids. The record is from RefSeq and is a predicted model, not a curated record. Gene Ontology annotation, molecular function: protein-lysine-acetyltransferase activity. Gene Ontology annotation, cellular component: nucleus; chromatin. NCBI's taxonomy places the organism in Eukaryota, Metazoa, Chordata, Actinopteri, Cypriniformes, Leuciscidae.
UCCGCCGAAGAAGACUCAGCACCGGAAGUGAGGCUAAACUUUGCUCCACACAGCGGAAAACAGCUGUUGUUUAGUAACAGGGAAAGAUAGGAUGCCUGGGCAGAAAAGAAAGAUGUCUUCUUCUGAACCUGAUGUAAAGAAGACAAAGAUGGAUCAGAGUCUCGUGGAGUCAGAUAAAUCUCAGAUGCCCAAGAAGUCUUUGAGAGGAAGACCCAAAAAAAAUAAAGGGUUGGAAAUUCAGUCGAACCAUCAGACACAAUCGAGGGAAGAAAACGGAAAACCUGUUCGGCGGUCCUCUCGCUUGAAAACACCACAAAAGAAGGGAGCGAGAGGAAGACGACGGAAAGAUGGGGUGAAGCCGAAAGUCUCCGGAGAUAAACCCUCUCAGAAUAUGUCUCUCCUGAAAAAAGGAGACAAGAAAUAUGUUCCAAGAGUAAAGAAAGAAAAGCCCUCCAUCUCCGAAACGAUCAAAACAGUAGCAGCCUUGUUCCCUGUGCAAAUAGAGCACAAUUAUGGGCGAUUGCUUGACUUCCAAAAUGAGGAGAUCACGCUACCCAAACCUGACAAAAUCCACGUGGCCAAUAUAAUUGAUCUGGAAUCGAUUCACGACCCGCGAGCAAGCAAAGUAGAAGAGCAUAAAGAGCUGCCAAAAGACUCUAUUGAGCAAAUUACAGUCAGUGUGGAUGCAAAAGUGGAUGUGAUGAGCAAAUCCCCCCCACCUCUAGAGGCUCUUUUCAAAGUCAUCCAAGAAACCAGCAUCACUAAACACUCGUACGCUGGUAAAGACAUUUCUGACAUGGAUGAGUUAGAGGUGGUGAACACGUGUUCCCUGCAGGACAAUGUACAAAGUGCCGACAUGGCGAAAGUGUUUCUCCCAGAUUCAGAAGCAUUUCUGGAUGAUGACAUUGAGAUUGAACAUUGCGUUGUAGAGAUCGAAACCUAUGAGGAUUUGGAUGACAUCAGUCAGCAGUCAUCUCAAAGCUCUGAGGAAGAAACGGCGAAAAAGCAAACGAGCGAAGCUGUGAGGUGUAACGUCACCUCUUCGCCCUCUUUGCCCCAGGAAAGUGUGACGGACUCCUCGCAAGGGGUUCAGAAAAAGCAAGCAAUGAACCCUCAGGCUCGGACGAAGGCACGCCUUGCAGCUUUGGCCGAGGAAAGGGCGGCUGCCGCCAAGAAACCCCCACCGCGACAGCUUAACCUCCUGGCUCUCUGUGAGGAAAUCGCAGAUGAUAUCGCCUCCGAUGCUCCGGGAGCUUCAGAUGAGAAAGAUAUUGAGGAACAAAAAGAGGAGAGUGAAUCUAUGGAGGUAAGCGAAACGGAGGAAAUGGCUUCUGACAACACCGUUCCCGCCGAAACCCCCAACGAGGAGUCCGCUGAUCCCAUGCCCGAGGAUAGCACGCCCAAGAAACGUUUUUUCCUCAGCCAGGUGUGUCUUCCGCUUAAGACCCAGGAGAAGAAGAAGCUGUCCCGUUAUCAGAGGCUCAGGCAGGUGGAGCUUCAGCGGGAUAAGUUGACCUGGACCCGUGUUAAGAAGCUGAAGUCGGAUCAAGCGAGUCAGGCUGCUUCUCCCAUAAAGGACGACGCUCCAUCGAUCUCGCCCAGCCCGGCCACCACCCCUGCACAGGUUCCUGUGCCAGAAAGCGUGCCAAAAGUGGGCUCGAUUGAACCCAGACGAGCACUUCCAGCUCAGGCACCGCCCAUGCCUAAUGGAAUCACCAGCCCGAAACCCAAUCCAGUGAUGGAGUACAAACCCUACACUCCCAGACGCAAGUAUUCACCAGAUGACUUUGAACUUGACGGUCUUGAAGAUGAGACGACCAAACCAGCUGCCAAAAAUGAGUUCUCACAGGUCAAACCAGAGCAGUCCUCUUCAUCAGCUCCAGUGCAGCCCAAACCACCAGUGGAGAAGAAGCCAUGUACGCCCACUCCUGCAGAUAGUAAGCCGAAACCCUCUCCCCAGCAAGAACCUGUCCAAGACACGCAAUCAGAAAACAGCAACAGGGCAAAUUCUGGUGAUGAACCUGAAGCAGAACAGAAGAAAGAAAUCAGAGACAGUCCCAAACCUGCAAAUACAGCAACACAGUCCAGCAAUGAUGCUGGUCAGAAGGCUUUUGGUGCGGUGACGUGUAAUGUGUGUGGGAUGCUGUACUCCCCUUCGAGCCCAGAGGACGAAUCCCAACACCUCCUCUUCCACAACCAGUUCAUCAGUGCUGUCAAAUACGUGGGCUGGAAGAAAGAGAGAAUCCUGGGAGAGUAUCCUGAUGGCAAGAUUAUUCUUGUUCUCCCUGAGGAUCCGAAGUACGCAUUGAAAAAGGUUGAAGAGAUCAGAGAAAUGGUGGACAAUGACUUGGGCUUCCAGCAAGUGGAGACCCAGGUCCCAUCACAGACCAAAACCUUUCUCUUCAUUUCAAAUGAUAAGAAAGUCGCAGGCUGUCUUAUUGCAGAGCACAUCCAAGAGGGAUACAGGGUUAUAGAGGAGACCGUUCCGGAAGGUUCAGAAGGAGAGAAGGUCAUGUACGAGCGUCAGAGAGCCUGGUGCUGCUCUACCGUACCUGAGCCGGCACUCUGUGGCAUCAGUCGCAUUUGGGUGUUCAGCAUGAUGAGACGGAGAGGCAUCGCCUCACGGAUGAUCGAGUGCCUCAGGAAUAAUUUCAUCUAUGGGUCUCAUCUAAGUAAAGAUGAAAUCGCCUUUUCCGAUCCCACGCCUGACGGCAAACUCUUCGCAACACAUUACUGUGGAACCACUCAGUUUUUGGUCUACAACUUUGUAAGCAGCAAUCGCUCAACCUGACAGGAUGAGGACAAAGCAACAGAGCUCAGUUUUAACUGGACUUAAAAGACUUUAUUUCACUAUACCAAACAGUGCAAAAAUGAGGGAACACUAUGGUGAGAGACAGAAACAGACUUUUGUUGAGAGUCUUGGUUUAUAUUGGCAAAAAUUGGCCUAGUCUCCUCACAGGAGGUGUAGGGUGUAAUGUUAGACACUGAUAUCUAACCCUCACGGCCAGGUGACGUAUUUUAAUAAGUCUGCACAGUAGCUUAUACCUGAUGAAUUGUUUAAUGAAAGACAUCUAAACCGUUCUCUCAGGUUUAGGUUGCAGCCUAUCUUAGGACUCACCGUUUAGUGAAGCCAUGUAGUCCAGUGCACAAUUGCAAAAUCAGUUUAAGUACUUCUUCCUAGAACAGUAAGGAAGACGUGUGAACUUUUCUACUGUAAGCAAUGCCUCGGUCAUGAGGCGACGAUUUUUGAAUCUCAGGUUGAAAAACAUCAUGAAUUUGUCAUCGAAAUCUCCCUUGAACCCUUACAUCAUGUCAGCUAUUUUUAAAGAGAGCAUAUUUUCCUGAUACAAUGUGUUCCAUGUGCAUUUUAAAGAGGUUUACAUGCAUGGCAUUGACAUCGAUAGAUGGCAGAUGAUUGCAUAGAAGUCGCUGGUUUUGCACAAACACUGUGCAGAAUGAAUUUGAUUCAUUUGUUUCUAAAACACAAGUGUAAUAAUUCAGAAUGUUUGCCCGAUCAUAGUAUUCCAUCUCAUUUUAAUAUUUUUAGAAUGAUUUUAUGUAUGUAUAUGUAUUUUGAUUGAAUUAUAUUAAUUUACCCCUGGAAA